Messenger RNA from Sus scrofa (pig), 1874 nucleotides. RefSeq names its product chromobox protein homolog 3. Lineage: Eukaryota; Metazoa; Chordata; Mammalia; Artiodactyla; Suidae. The record is from RefSeq and is a predicted model, not a curated record. Gene Ontology annotation, cellular component: nucleus.
UAGCGCUCGGAUGUGGCUGGAGCUAGAGGCGCGCAGGGCCGAGGACGCCGCAGAUCUGGGACCCGGAGCAGCUCUGAGGCGGUGAAUAAUAGCUCUUCAAGUCUGCAAUAAAAAAUGGCCUCCAAUAAAACUACAUUGCAAAAAAUGGGAAAGAAACAAAAUGGAAAAAGUAAAAAAGUUGAAGAGGCAGAGCCUGAAGAAUUUGUUGUAGAAAAAGUACUGGACCGACGUGUAGUGAAUGGGAAAGUGGAAUAUUUCCUAAAGUGGAAGGGGUUUACAGAUGCAGACAAUACUUGGGAACCUGAAGAAAAUUUGGAUUGUCCAGAGUUAAUUGAAGCAUUUCUUAAUUCUCAAAAAGCUGGUAAAGAAAAAGAUGGAGCAAAAAGAAAGUCAUUAUCUGACAGUGAAUCUGAUGAUAGCAAAUCAAAGAAGAAAAGAGAUGCUGCUGAUAAACCAAGAGGUUUUGCCAGAGGUCUUGAUCCAGAACGAAUAAUUGGUGCCACAGACAGCAGUGGAGAAUUAAUGUUUCUCAUGAAAUGGAAAGAUUCAGAUGAGGCGGACUUGGUGCUGGCAAAAGAGGCAAAUAUGAAGUGUCCUCAAAUUGUAAUUGCUUUUUAUGAAGAGAGGCUAACUUGGCAUUCUUGUCCAGAAGAUGAAGCUCAAUAAUUGUUUGCAUUGCUUUUUAUAUAUAUUUAUACAUAUAUAUAAAAUCUGGGUCUCAGUUUUUUUUGAUUAUUAGUGUGAAGAAAUAAUGACAUUCUAAUGAAAAUCAAGUUUGAUAUGUUCGUUUUGAAGUAGUAUUGGGCAAGUUGUUGGGGAUUUUUGUUUUUUGCAUCUGUAGCACUGGUUACUUUGAACAAAUAAAAGCUUUCUGUAGUUGCUUCCUUUAGCAGAAAAGAACAUUUGAUACUAUGGUAUAUUAUUUCCUCGGCAUUAGAGAACAGCUUUUCUAAAUGUUGGGGAAAAUCUAUAGUCAUUGCUCAAUCAGAAUUUAGAAUUUGCAUUUAACUCAUAAAUGCUUAAGGACCAUUCUGGGUUUUUCAUGUGUGUAUACAUAAAAUACAUAAAUAUGUGGCUUGGGGUUUUUUUGUUUUGGGGUAUUUUUUAAUACAUUUACCAAAACAAAAAUAGCAUUUCACAACCAUGCAUAAUCCCAUGUUUCCGGGAUUCCAUAAUUUUAAGCAAUAUAAGAAAUCAUUUCGACUUAAACUGAAAUUUUUCAAGUCUUAACAUUUCAAAUUAAUUUUGUAAUUAAUUGGACAACUUUAAACAAUUUAAAUUGGACACUUUAAAGCAGCCAUAUCAGAAUCUGUAUCCAUAUCUACAGUCAUAUAAAUGCAGUUUUAUAUCAGAAUCCCUAAAAGGAAAAUUUUAUCACUACCAACAGCCUCCCCACUCAAAUGAAAAAACUAGAAAAAUCCUACUGUGUUUUAAAUAAGCCAAGCAACACUUAGUUAAAUGGACAUUUAAAGGUUCCUUCUGGUGAACCAUUACUUUACAAGAAGUUAAAAUCCCUGUGCUGUAUUAUAUUGACUGAAAUGCCAUGAUACAUGGAAUUUCUAAGACUUGUUCAUGGAAAUCUAAUCAGUUAAGUUAGCAAUUGAAGACCUGCAGGAAUAAAUGGAGUAAACUUUUGUAAUCUAAACUUCACCUGCAUGUUUUUUCUUUACCCCAACCCAUUUCUUAACUGUAGGCUCAGUCUUCUCAGUAUUUGGGUUACUGGUUCAGCAGAAGCCAGGAAAAACAAUAAUUUUGUAGUAAUCAGAAUGUUACUCAAUUGUAUAUUGUUUACUUUAUUGUAAAUAUUGGUGAACAGUGGUCAAUAAAUAGUUUUAUAUUCCUUUAAAAAAAAAAAAAAAAAAAAAAAAAAAAAA